AAGUUUUAUUCAAAGUUUUGUACCGGACUUAAAGUUUAUUUUAUUCUAUCCAAAAAAUAAUCACAAAACAAAAUCAAAGAACCCGAAUCGAAUACCGCUCGGGUCUUAUUGACAUCAUUACUUUCUUCAAAUUUGGAAAUAUCUGUAGCAGCUUAACUCAAAGCUGUCUUUUUAGACGGAACAGAUAUCCAACCCAUGCGGUUAUAUUGAAACUGGUAUACUCACUUAACAAUCAUUGUUUAAGAGAUAGCAGGACUUUCUAGUACAUAUAUUUAAUUUAAAUAUUUCGCGAUAUGCUUUCGUAUAUUUACCGUAAGGCAAAUUGAAUGUAACUUUAUUAGUUCAAAGUCAAAAUUGAAAGUCAUAUGAAAUGUAAAAAAAAAAAAAAUAAAUAAAAAGAAAUGUUUUUCCUUAAACAUUGUGAAAUGUAUGUAAACUGUUGUAGAUAAUUUUGUUCAAAAACCUUAAGAUAAAUGUUUUCUGUAACCUUAAGUGAAACACUUGAGAAUUCGCAAAACUGGGCUUAUUGGAAAACAUUUUAUUGAAAUUGAGAUAAUUUUGAUAACAAUUAGAUAAGUGAUUGAGCGAGUGUGCGGGUUGCACGUUUGACCUUAUCUCCAAUGUAAGCUUAGCUGUUACUUUCACAGAUCAUUAUAUGUUUUUAAAUGUCAAAUCGUUACCGCAUUUGUUUUACGGCCUUCAUAGAUAUGCUUUCUAUUUGCUUGCAAGCCCGAUCCCUGCAAUUUUUUCAUGUUAUAAUAGAAAACUUUGUUGACCUCAAAUUGAACAUGAAAAGGAAAAAAACCGUAAGCAUAUUCGUUAAAUUUCAAGAUCAUUUUUUUUUUUUUGUGAUAAAUACGAGAUGAAACUUUAUAUAUUCAAUCAGUGUAUAUGGUUCAUGCGCGUACGCGUGUUUUGUUGUUCGUACGUGUGUUGUAAAGUAAACGUUGUAAUAUCGAUUAUUUCAAGUGUGUUUCAUAAUUAAAAAUUUAUUGCUUAACAUUUUGCACAUACAACGUGCGUUGUAUUUAAUGUCAAUUCCAUUAAUGUACAUGACGUUAAGUCACGAGUUUCAAUGAAUUGAUUUCUUUGGAAAGUCUUACUACAAUCGGCGUUUCUACAAUUAUUUUGUAAAAACGUAAAAUUAAAUUGUGAUAAUUUAAAAAAAAAAAUCAUUAUAAAAAGGUGUUUUCAGCCUACAACUUAUAUCAUCGAAACCAACAUAGAGGGGAAGACAUACGCAAAUGAUGUCUUCGACAAAGGGUUUACUAGUCACUUGUUUCCUUACAUUUACCUCAGCGAUACGAGUAGAUUGGAAUACGAACAAGGGUCCCAUAGUACCAGCAAUACCUACCACUACAGUACGACCACUGCCGCCAUACAGAGAACCAGCACCAGUAUGGCAAGAUCUAAGUGAUGAUAUCUCAAAUCCCAAUCCGUACAUCUAUGUGCCACCACCGCCUUCGCGUCCUAAACAAAGACUUUAUACAAAUGUCAAUAAUAAUAAUAAUAAUAAUAACAACAACAAUAAUAAUAACCAUAAUAAUAAUAAUAAUAAUAAUAAUAAAUAUGGUACACUUGUAACGCCCAAGAACGUUCAUCAAAAUGGCAUUACGACGACAUCAGUAGUGGCUAGUUUAUCACCUCAAUAUAUACCUAACGGCGGCACUCAAUACACGGCCGUUGUACCGAAAUCAUCGCACAACGGCUACAAAUGGCAAGGAAAAUAUAAUGCAAAAACGAAAAAGUUCAAGGCAUACGAAAAGGUCAAAUAUAUGCCGCGAUACUAUUACCCUCCUAUUCAGUUCAGUGUUCAAGAUUCUCUAGCCGAGUCUAGCGUUAAAAAAUCGAAAGCCUAUUUACCGGAAUAUGAGCCUCUUUGGGUAAAAGUUACUCAGCAACAUUUGCCGAGAAGUAACGAUGAUGCAUCAUAUAAAUCGAAAACGACUAACGUGAUCGAAUUACCUAUGUUGACAUCAUCUGCAGCAGAAGGAGCAGCAGCAGCAGCAGCAGCAACAGCAUAUGCUGGAAAUUUUUUGAAGAAGCCUAUCGAUGAAAGCACAUAUUGCAAAGGCGCUAUGCCGCAAAAAUAUAAUAAGAGUACCGAUAAAACUCUAUUAAAACCGGCAAAGAGUUAAAGAGAAGAGAAAGAAAGAAACCAAACCAUUUAGUUUUAUGUACCUCAUGCUACGUCCAGUUCUGAGUUCAAAAUACGAAUGAAUCAAUUUACCCCUAAGAAAUA
Molecule: messenger RNA, 2242 nt
Organism: Glossina fuscipes
Lineage: Eukaryota; Metazoa; Arthropoda; Insecta; Diptera; Glossinidae
Gene: GV1
Product: type-2 histone deacetylase 1
Exons: 5
Coding region: 1245-2138 (297 amino acids)
Source: RefSeq, a predicted model, not a curated record